This is a messenger RNA of Sorex fumeus (smoky shrew), 1502 nucleotides long. It is a transcript of the gene TEKT1, whose product is annotated as tektin 1. The record is from RefSeq and is a predicted model, not a curated record. Gene Ontology annotation, biological process: cilium assembly; cilium movement involved in cell motility. The transcript has 9 exons. Gene Ontology annotation, cellular component: microtubule cytoskeleton; nucleus. NCBI's taxonomy places the organism in Eukaryota, Metazoa, Chordata, Mammalia, Eulipotyphla, Soricidae. The coding region runs from base 71 to 1231 and encodes 386 amino acids.
GAGUUAGGAAGCUUCCAGCCCUAGCUUAUACUGCGCUUUCUUUGGGCGCCGCGGAUUUUGGAAAUUUCAAAUGGCCAAACUAGUACAGUCUCCACCGAAGUUUCUACUCUCAGAGUGGAUUAUUGCUAACAAGGACCAAUAUCACAGGGCAAAUGCCCAAAGGUCCCAGUCUGAACGCCUGGUGUCAGAAAGCCAAAGGCUUGUGGAUGAAAUAGAAAAAUCUACUAAAAGAUCUCAAAGUGAUGUGAACAAGAAACUAGAACAGAGACUUGAGGAACUCAGAUUCUGGAAGAAGGAAUUAGAGGACAAACUUGAGCAGCUUUCAUAUGAAACCGAGGAUCUACUGUCAUAUCAGAUCAGAUUGGAGAAAGCCCUGGAGAGCUUAAAAGAGCCCAUGCACAUCAAUCAUAAGUGCAUGGAAUACAGGGAGAAGCGAAUUGGCAUUGACUUGGUGAAUGAUGAAGUGGAACAGGAACUUAUAAAGGAAGAUGAAAUCAUUAAGGGGGUGAGGGCCCUGCUGACCCGUACCCUGGAAGAGACAUCUGAACAGAUCAGACUGAACCGAUCUGCCAAGUACAGUCUUGAAAGGGAUGCAAAGGACAAGUAUAUGGCCCUGACCAUCGAUGAUAUCUGCUUCUCACUCAACAACAACUCGCCAAACAUCAGAUUUUCUGAGAAUGUUUUGAGAAUUGAACCAAACUCUGUGAGUCUGGAAGACUGGAUGGAGUUCUCCAAUGCCAACGUGGAGAAAGCUGACAAGCAAAGGAACAACUCCCUGACACUCAAGUCCCUAGUGGACCGAAUCCUGUCCCAGACAGCUGGUGACCUGCGCCACCAAUGUGAUGUGGUAGACACAGCAUUCAAGAAUGGGCUGGCGGUGGUCAAGGAUGCUAGGGACAAGCUGGCUGAUCACCUGGCCAAGGUCAUGGAAGAGAUUGCGUCCCAGGAAAAAAACAUUGCAACUCUUGAAAAAGCCAUUCUUGACCAAGAAGGGCCUGCCAAACUGGCUCAUACUCGCCUGGAGAACAGGACACGGCGGCCAAAUGUGGAGCUGUGCCGAGAUGUUGCUCAAUAUAGGCUGAUAAAGGAGAUUAAUGAUAUUACCACCAAUGUUGCAAGAUUGAAGGAAACAUUGGCCAAAGCUCAGAUGGAGCUGAAAGGGCUGAACCGCAGACAGCUGGCCCUGCAGGAGGAGAUCCAGGAGGUAAAAAACAGGGCUUCAUAUGUAUGAAGCAUGAGUUCUACCACUAAGCCAUAUCUCUGGAUCAUCCUCACACCUCUUUCAUUUUACUCAAAUUUCUUUGAUAUAGCACUGGGUUACAAUACUGUAAAAUUUUAGAGAACAGCCUCACAAUUCUAUGUGUGUAUGUAUAAGUCUCACUGUACCCUACCACCAAAAGUCCAGUGCCAGCACACUAUCAAAAUGACCCCCCACCCCCAUUCCUCCUUUUCUUUCCCUCUGAGAACCACAAAACUGGAACGUUAAGAAGCCUACAGUAUCU